Molecule: messenger RNA, 952 nt
Organism: Solanum tuberosum (potato)
Lineage: Eukaryota; Viridiplantae; Streptophyta; Magnoliopsida; Solanales; Solanaceae
Exons: 3
Coding region: 83-952 (289 amino acids)
Biological process (GO): auxin-activated signaling pathway; phloem or xylem histogenesis; leaf vascular tissue pattern formation
Source: RefSeq, a predicted model, not a curated record
AUAACUAUUGCGCGGAAUUGAUGAGAUCGAGUCUCUAAUGUUGUACUCAUGCUUUUUCAUAUGAUAGGUGGACUUGCACCACAUGAAGGGAUGGCUAAAAAGCAAAUCUCCAUUUUGGUUGUUUAGAUCAGAUCAAGAGAAGAAAGAGAAACUCCGAUUACAAACAGCAAAGCUACAUGCUGUACUUUCUCUCACACAACUUGCUUCAGGUAUUGCUGGCUUUGCCAGCAAUAGCAGCUCAGAAAUACGAGACUCGCACCAUAUCAAUUAUGAGAGGGAAGGGAAAUGGAGCCACCAUAUGGGUAAUGUAGUUGCUUCAGCAGCUGCUCUGAUGACUACGGUAUGUGCUGAGGCAGCGGAAUCUCUCGGAGCAGGAAGAGCUCAGGUUGCAUCUGCCGUCAAUUCUGGCCUGGCCAUCCAAACUCCAAUGGAUAUGAUUGCAGUCACAGCAACAGCAGCCACAUGUUUACGAGGAGCUGCAAUUCUUAAAUCGAGAGCCAUAGAGGAUUCCUCUCCUAGGAUCCCAGAGAUGCUCACUGCAGGCGCCCGAAUAUGGAUAAUAAUGCCCUCAGGACAUAAAGAGGACAAAUGGGUGACCCUACACUUGAAGCAAAACCAACUGAUACUGAGCCUCAAAAGGAAGUACUUUGGAACUCUAAGAGCUUCAAAAGAAUGUAAUUUUCUAUUCAGUUUCUAUUUAUUGCCUCAAAACUUGAUGCUUCUCUCCUUUUUAGGCAUUAUUAUUAAAAAAACUCAUAAUAUUAAAAAAACUUACUGUUGUCCAGACAAGCUGAUCAACAUCAUAAAAGAAUGUUUGGAGGCUCAAGACAAGUACUUUGUUAGCUUGAGGACGAACAAUGGAAUCAUCAAGCUUCUUUUCGAAGAUGAAAUGCAAUCAAGCAUCUGGAUAUCUACCAUUUCAGGUGUCUUAAAGAAGCAAAGAUCCUCUUGA